AUGGGCACCGAGAUGGAGAUCGAAAGCACGAUUUCCAGGGUCAGCACGGCUGGUGUCGUCCACAUUCACCUCAAGACAUAUCUUAUCCUCCUUUCCAUAAAUUUCGCUUAUUUCGCGCAACUCGUGGCUUUGGUCGGAUCUGGUCUUCUUGCAAACUCAAUCCAGGCGUUGUUUGGCGGUGACAAUGCCAGUAGCUGGUUCAGCCAGGCAAUCGCCAUUUUCACGGUCGUUCUCAGUCCCAUGGUCUCUCAAUUGAGCGAUGUAUUUGGACGCAAAUGGCCUCUGGUCUUCGGAUUGUUGUGCGGCUUUGCAGGCUCAGUAGUGGUGUCUCGCGCCCAAUCGAUAGGAACUGUGAUUGCAGGUUUCUGUGUGAUCGGCAUAUGCUACGGAGCGCAGCCCCUGCUGCAUGCUGUUGCCUCCGAGGUUGUUCCCAGAAAGCAUAGACCUCAGGCUCAAGCUGCUAUCAACAUCACAGCUGGCUUUGGAGCUUUCGGCGCCAUCUGCCUGGGUGGUGCCUUGUUACGGCACAACAACUUAUCGAAUUAUCGCAUUUAUUUCUAUGUUGCUGCAGGUAUCUUCCUCAUUGCCGCCCUGGGAAUAGCUUUCCUGUUCAACCCUUUACCACGAGAGGAGGAGAUCACAAUGACAACAAGUGAAAAGCUGCGCCAACUCGACUGGGUGGGCUAUGUACUUUUCAUCCCUGGUAUAGUGCUAUUCUCCGUGGCAUUGUCAUGGUCACGCAAUCCAUACCCGUGGUCAGAUCCCCGCAUCAUUGCAACUUUCGUCGUCGGAGUUGUCGCCCUGAUUGCUUUUGGUGUAUACGAAUGGCGAUUCAAGAAAGAUGGAAUUCUCAACCACGAUCUGUUUCGCGAUCGAAACUUCUUAUGGGCACUCAUAUUGAUCUUCGUUGAAGGCCUUGUCUUCUGGACUGCAAACAGCUACUUUGCCUUCGAAGUCAGCACGUUCACGCAACAGGAUCUGCUAAUUGCUGGUCUGCAUUUUGGUAUGGCUUUUCUCAGCGGCAUGCUGUUCUCUUUCUUGUCAAGUAUCUAUUCUUCCAAGAGGAAAGCCCUCAAGAUGCCCCUCGCCCUAGGCUUCGGAUUUCUCCUCCUCUUCAAUGUCUGUCUUGCAGCAACCGCAGGAUUUAAUCCAGGCAAUGGUUUCUGGGCCUUUGGUAUCAUUCUAGGAAUGGGGUUGGGCAUAAUUCUGCCCCUGACCAUGGUCGUGGCGCAGCUGUGCACGCCUCCUGCCUUGAUCUCCAGUGCAUCCGCGCUGAUCAUCGCCGUCCGUUCUUUGGGAGGCACCGUUGGCCUAGCCAUCAAUGUCGCCAUUUUCAACAGUGCUCUUGCAACAGAGAUCCCUUCAAAAAUUGCAGCGGCUGCUCUGCCCUUGGGUCUCCCCCCCACCUCACUAGGAAUGUUCAUCGGAGGCCUGACAACUCACAACGAGACUAUUCUCUCCCACGUCCCCGGAGUUACUCCUCAAAUAAUCGGUGCUGGUGCUAAUGCCCUGGUGCGCGCCUUCGGCGUCGGAUUUCGAAACUGUUGGAUCGCUGCCUCCUGUUUCGGUGUCAUUUCUGUUAUCGUGGCCUUUCUCAUCCGUGACCCAGAAAGCGAAUUCACCGCACACAUCGAUGCCCCUGCCGAAUUGGAAGUGGCUGAGAAGCAGGCAAGACUCGAAGGUCUCUAUGAUAAGACUGCACACGAGCCAAAAGCAACGGCUAAGGAGAUCGAGGCUUGA
Messenger RNA from Exophiala bonariae, 1740 nucleotides. RefSeq lists its product as uncharacterized. The transcript is spliced from 3 exons. Gene Ontology annotation, molecular function: transmembrane transporter activity. Gene Ontology annotation, cellular component: plasma membrane. Gene Ontology annotation, biological process: transmembrane transport. Lineage: Eukaryota; Fungi; Ascomycota; Eurotiomycetes; Chaetothyriales; Herpotrichiellaceae. The record is from RefSeq and is a predicted model, not a curated record. Bases 1 to 1740 code for a protein of 579 amino acids.